UGAAUGUGCCAAGGGAGAUCCAAUUCUAUCUGUGUGCUGGCACUCAGACACAUGACGAUCUGACAUUUUCUGCUGUCUGAGGACCUUGAUGAACAUACUGACUCUGACCCUGUGACUCUAGAAAGGACUAGGCCAAGCACACAGCACCGUCACUGGACAGAUGUUAUGAACUGUGGUAGAAUGUUUCAACGACUAUCUCGAGUCUGUUGAAAGGUUAAAACUCAACAAAAGUUAAAGCAUUCUCACGUGUGAUUGUCCUGUCCUCUGUGUGCGGACAGGUUGUGCAGAGGAGCUGUUAUCGGGGUGAAAGGUGACAGUGCUGGAUUGAGAUCGACUGGGGAUGUUGCAGCCCGUGGUUCUGCCCGGCGUGCUAACGCUGCCCCUGUGUCUGACCCUGAGCUUCGACUGGCUAAAAGACCACGGUGGAUCCUUCUACUACGGGACCUUCCCUGCUGGUUUCUCCUGGGGUGUGGGCAGUUCAGCCUACCAGACGGAGGGAGCUUGGGAUCAAGAUGGGAAAGGACUCAGUAUCUGGGAUGUGUUCACACACAAGAAAGGAAAAGUAUUCCUGAAUGAAACAGGGGAUUCAUCGUGUGAAAGCUAUUAUAAAUUCAAGGAGGACAUUACCUUAAUGAAGGAGUUGAAAGUCAAUCAUUAUCGUUUUUCUAUCUCCUGGCCUCGAGUCAUACCCACGGGGAUAAAAGCCGAGCAAGUAAAUGACAAAGGGAUCAACUAUUAUAAUGAACUAAUAAACACCCUCCUGGAGAGCAAAAUCCAGCCCAUAGUGACCCUGUACCACUGGGAUCUUCCACAGGUCCUCCAGGAUAGAUACAGUGGCUGGCAGAACAGCAGUAUGAUCGACUUCUUUAAUGAUUAUGCCAACCUGUGUUUUGAGAAGUUUGGUGAUCGAGUAAAACACUGGAUUACCUUCAAUAACCCCUGGUCUAUAGCUGUAGAGGGAUACGAGGUUGGACAGCAUGCACCAGGCUUAAAGCUGAAAGGAAUAGGAGCUUACAGGGCAGCGCAUAACAUUAUUAAGGCCCACGCGACAGCUUGGCACACAUAUGACAGACUCUGGCGCAGUCGCCAAAAAGGAAUGGUGGGUAUUUCCAUCACAAGUGAGUGGGGAGAGCCGGUUGAUAUUACGAGCCAAAAGGAUAUUGAGGCUGCUGAGCGAUACAUCCAGUUUAAUCUUGGCUGGUUUGCCAACCCUAUUUUCAAUGGGGACUACCCUCAAGUUAUGAAAGACUGCAUUGGGAGAAAGAGUUCACUGGAAGGCCUGAGUAGCUCAAGGCUGCCUGCCUUCACUCCACUGGAGAAACACUUCAUCAAAGGCACGUCAGACUUCUUUGGGCUGGGACACUUCACAACCCGCUACAUCACUCACAAGAAUUACCACUACAGCAAGGGUCCAAGUUAUCACACUGAUCGCGAUUUAGUGGAACUCGUUGACCCACAGUGGCCAGACCCAGGAUCCGAGUGGCUAUACGCAGUACCCUGGGGCUUCAGGAGGAUCCUGAAUUUUAUAAAGAGUCGCUAUGGUAACCCGAGGAUCUAUGUGACAGAAAACGGAGUAUCGGAGAAAUGGCAGUGUACUGAGCUGUGCGACAAGUGGCGGAUUCAGUACAUGAAUAAUUAUGUUAAUGAGAUUCUUAAAGCUGUUAAGGAUGGUGUUAAAGUGAAGAGUUACACAUCCUGGUCACUGCUGGAUAAUUUUGAAUGGGAUGAAGGAUAUUCGGAAAGGUUCGGCCUUUACUACGUUGAUUUUAAAACCAAGCACAAAAGGAGGUAUCCCAAGGCUUCAGUUCAGUAUUACAGGAAGAUGAUCAGUUCCAAUGGAUUUCCCAACCAGAGAGAGAUUGAAAGUUGGCUGCGCAAGGCUACAGAGGCAUGCUCAACCACCAAUGCACUGCUUGCUGCAGAUCCUCUUAUCAAUCAUAUGGAGAUGGUGACUGAGAUCGUAGUCCCGACCGUGUGCACCCUCUGUAUACUCCUGAGUGCUAUUUUACUGAUGUUCCUACUUCGGAGACAAUGA
This is a messenger RNA of Pristis pectinata (smalltooth sawfish), 2035 nucleotides long. Its product is annotated as lactase-like protein. Lineage: Eukaryota; Metazoa; Chordata; Chondrichthyes; Rhinopristiformes; Pristidae. The record is from RefSeq and is a predicted model, not a curated record. Gene Ontology annotation, molecular function: beta-glucosidase activity. The coding region runs from base 341 to 2035 and encodes 564 amino acids. Gene Ontology annotation, biological process: carbohydrate metabolic process. The transcript is spliced from 14 exons.